AUAUUUCAAACUCGAUGAAGGAUAUAAAUGAACAACAAAUAAAGAAUAACAAUUUGGAAACAAUAGAAAAUUUAUUAGAAGAAAAUGCACAAUUUCGAAUAAAAUUAGAUUUAGAAGAAUCAAAACUAUUGCAUUUAAAAUAUCAAAUUGAAAUAUUAUCAAAUCGUAUCAAUUUUUUAGAAGAUGAAAUCGAUACAUACGAGCAAGAAACAAGUGAUCUAAGACAAAAAAUCAAAUAA
This is a messenger RNA of Didymodactylos carnosus, 239 nucleotides long. The record is from the annotation of a GenBank genome assembly. Lineage: Eukaryota; Metazoa; Rotifera; Eurotatoria; Philodinida; Philodinidae.